Messenger RNA from Myotis lucifugus (little brown bat), 636 nucleotides. It is a transcript of the gene FOXG1, whose product is annotated as forkhead box G1. Lineage: Eukaryota; Metazoa; Chordata; Mammalia; Chiroptera; Vespertilionidae. The coding region runs from base 18 to 560 and encodes 180 amino acids. The record is from RefSeq and is a predicted model, not a curated record. Gene Ontology annotation, biological process: regulation of transcription by RNA polymerase II. Gene Ontology annotation, molecular function: sequence-specific double-stranded DNA binding. The transcript has a single exon. Gene Ontology annotation, cellular component: nucleus.
GCUCCCUCUACUGGCCCAUGUCGCCCUUCCUGUCCCCCCACCACCCCCGCGCCAGCAGCACUUUGAGCUACAACGGCACGGCGUCGGCCUACCCGAGCCACCCGAUGCCCUACAGCUCCGUGUUGACGCAGAACUCGCUGGGCAACAACCACUCCUUCUCCACGGCCAACGGGCUGAGCGUGGACCGGCUGGUCAACGGGGAGAUCCCGUACGCCACGCACCACCUGACGGCCGCCGCGCUCGCCGCCUCGGUGCCCUGCGGGCUGUCGGUGCCCUGCUCCGGGACCUACUCCCUCAACCCCUGCUCGGUCAACCUGCUCGCGGGCCAGACCAGUUACUUUUUCCCCCACGUCCCGCACCCGUCCAUGACCUCGCAGAGCAGCACGUCCAUGGGCGCCCGGGCCGCGUCCUCGUCCACGUCGCCGCAGGCGCCCUCCACGCUGCCCUGCGAGUCCCUAAGACCCUCGCUGCCGAGCUUCACGACGGGACUGUCCGGGGGACUGUCCGAUUAUUUCACACAUCAGAACCAGGGGUCUUCCUCCAACCCUUUAAUACAUUAACGUCCCCGGGACCAGACUGUAAGUGAACGUUUUACACACAUUUGCAUUGUAAAUGAUAAUUAAAAGAAAAAAUAAG